Molecule: messenger RNA, 2214 nt
Organism: Microthlaspi erraticum
Lineage: Eukaryota; Viridiplantae; Streptophyta; Magnoliopsida; Brassicales; Brassicaceae
Source: the annotation of a GenBank genome assembly
AUGAGAUCUUCUCCUAGGAUGGGGCCUUCAGCCCAUCUUCUUUCCGCUCUAGGAAUUAUCAUCAUGGCAACAAUGGUUGUUGCGUAUGAACCAUACACGAAUAGCUUACCACCACUACCAUCAUAUUCACCAUCCCCGGAUGUAGAAUACAAAUCACCUCCUCCACCAUCUGUCUACAAUUCACCAUCACCACCACCAUAUUACUCUCCAUCGCCUAAAGUCGACUACAAGUCUCCUCCACCACCAUAUGUCUACAGUUCUCCUCCACCACCAACAUACUCACCAUCUCCUAAGGUAGAGUACAAGUCUCCUCCACCACCAUAUGUCUACAGCUCCCCACCACCACCACCAUACUAUUCACCAUCCCCGGUUGAAUACAACUCUCCACCACCACCCCCAUACUAUUCACCAUCUCCCAAGGUAGAGUACAAAUCUCCUCCACCCCCAUAUGUCUACAGUUCUCCACCACCACCAUCCUACUCUCCUUCUCCUAAGGUUGACUACAAGUCCCCUCCACCACCAUAUGUUUACAGUUCUCCACCACCACCAUAUUACUCUCCCUCUCCAAAGGUUGAUUACAAGUCUCCUCCACCACCAUAUGUCUACAGCUCCCCACCACCACCCCCAUACUAUUCACCAUCGCCGGUUGAAUACAAGUCUCCUCCACCACCAUAUGUUUACAGUUCCCCACCACCACCACCAUACUACUCUCCCUCACCUAAGGUGGAUUACAAAUCUCCUCCACCACCGUAUGUAUACAGUUCCCCACCACCACCAUACUACUCUCCCUCACCUAAGGUAGACUACAAGUCUCCUCCACCACCAUAUGUAUACAGUUCCCCACCACCACCAUACUACUCUCCAUCCCCGAAAGUAGAUUACAAAUCUCCUCCACCACCGUAUGUAUACAGUUCCCCACCACCACCAUACUACUCUCCAUCCCCGAAAGUAGACUACAAAUCUCCUCCACCACCGUAUGUCUACAGUUCUCCACCACCACCAUAUUACUCACCAUCUCCUAAGGUAGUUUACAAGUCUCCUCCUCCACCAUAUGUCUACAGUUCUCCACCACCACCAUACUACUCUCCAUCCCCCAAGGUUGUAUACAAGUCUCCUCCACCACCGUAUGUAUACAGUUCUCCACCACCACCACAUUACUCACCAUCUCCUAAGGUAGAUUACAAGUCUCCUCCACCACCAUAUGUAUACAGUUCUCCACCACCACCAUAUUACUCACCAUCUCCUAAGGUUGUGUACAAGUCUCCUCCACCACCAUAUGUCUACAGUUCUCCACCACCACCAUACUACUCUCCUUCUCCAAAGUUCCCCACCACCACCAUACUACUCUCCUUCCCAAAGGUAGACUACAAGUCUCCUCCACCACCAUAUGUCUACAGUUCCCCACCACCACCAUACUACUCUCCCGCACCUAAGGUACACUAUAAGUCUCCUCCACCACCAUAUGUCUACAGUUCCCCACCACCACCAUAUUACUCUCCAUCCCCUAAGGUACACUACAAGUCUCCCCCACCACCAUAUGUUACAGUUCUCCUCCACCACCAUACUACUCACCAUCUCCUAAAGUUCAUUACAAAUCUCCACCACACCCACAUUUCCCCACCACCACCAUAUUACUCACCAUCUCCUAAAGUAUACUACAAAUCUCCUCCACCACCAUAUGUUUACAGUUCUCCACCACCACCAUACUACUCACCUUCUCCUAAAGUAUACUACAAGUCUCCUCCACCACCAUAUGUCUACAACUCACCACCCCCACCAGCGUACUCACCGUCCCCUAAGGUAGACUACAAGUCUCCUCCUCCACCAUAUGUCUACAGUUCCCCACCACCACCAUACUACUCACCUUCGCCUAAGGUACACUACAAGUCUCCACCACCACCAUAUGUUUACAGUUCUCCACCACCACCAUACUACUCACCUUCCCCAAAGGUUGACUACAAGUCUCCACCACCACCAUAUGUCUACAGUUCCCCACCACCACCAUACUACUCUCCAUCCCCUAAGGUAGACUACAAGUCUCCACCACCACCAUAUGUCUACAGUUCCCCACCUCCACCGUACUACUCACCUUCCCCUAAGGUAGACUACAAAUCUCCCCCACCACCAUAUGUCUACAGUUCCCCACCCCCACCAUAUUACUCACCUUCCCCUAAGGUAGACUACAGGUCUCCACCACCACCUUCAUAUUACUGA